Molecule: messenger RNA, 6047 nt
Organism: Cinclus cinclus
Lineage: Eukaryota; Metazoa; Chordata; Aves; Passeriformes; Cinclidae
Product: KIAA0825 ortholog
Exons: 20
Coding region: 2178-6047 (1289 amino acids)
Source: RefSeq, a predicted model, not a curated record
UUUCCCUGAGCUGCAGUUCCCGGUGCUGGGGACGGGCAGGUCCCGCAGAGCUGCAGGAGGGCUGGGGGUGAUGGCAGAGCUGUCCCAGGGGAAAGAGAGAGAGAUGGAGAGAGCCCUCCGCUCACGGUGUGGGUCCUGGUGCUCAGCAGAGUGCUGGAUGGUGGCAGGUUACAGUGAGAAGACAGCCGGGCAGGGUCCGAUGGUGGUUUCCCGACGCUGGGAUGGGACAGAGAGGCAGGAGGCGGCAAUCGUCCUUCUCAUCCGAACUCCGUGGGGGAAAUGGGCCGAGGCCCAGCCUUCCGCUUCCUCUUCUGGCUGUUUGAAUCUCGCGGGGUUACCCUCUUCUCUCUCUCUCUCUCCUCCCCAUUGUCACCAGGGCCCAGUCAACAGGUAUCUUAGCAUGACAAUGGAGAAAAUCCCACAGAGGGAAAAAGGGAGAGAACCAACCCCCAACAGCAUGGAAUGACUGAGAAAAUAGGCCAGCAUUUGGAGGUCUCUUCUGCUUCAUUGGUUUUGAAGUUCACUUCUGAACAACUGGAGGACCCUGAUGAAGUGGCAAAAUAUUUGAAAGAAAAAUGCUGUGGCAGUCCCAGAGAGGCAAGCAGUUAUGCAACAUGCUGGCCUUUGGCUCCUGUUUAUUGGCAACUGCUUGAUACUAAACAAGAUGAGGAAAUCAGACCAACAGCCACUGUGGCCACUCAUACUGGAGCUGAGCUGCAGGAACAGCCCAUGCUGAUAGAAUGGGAAGAAGAGGCAGGCCAGAGAUAAUCACCAGUCCCUAUCUCUGGAUGAGCUGCAGGGUGUGCAAGAAGAUUUCAGCUGCCAGUCUGACCUGGCUGCUCCAAUGCUGCAAAAACACAGCCCAUGAUAUGAAACUAGAUGCAGCUGCAAUUCCUGUCCCAGGAUGUGGGCAUUGACGAGGAGAUUGGGAAGAGGACAGAAGCUUUUGGAGAUGACUCCUGUCAAGUGUGAGAGAAAGGUGCUUUCUCAAGGAUGAUCUAGUACUGCAUCCCGGCAGACAGGACCCUGUGGAGAAAGGUCCCCAGUGCCUGGGAGAACUGGCUGUGCUGGAGGUAAUCUCACGGGAUUCAAAUAGUGUGCAGUCCCCUGUAGAUCUGGAUGAGGUCCAGUGUGCACAAUCCACGUGGCAAAAGUUUGUAUGGAGCACACGAUCGUCCUACAUCAACUCAUUGGCAUGGAUGUCCACGAAAGCAGGAGAACAAAGAAAGUGCUUAGGUGAUUACCUAGCUACAGCAAUAUGAUGAUCAUCUUUUUUCCUCCCUGCUGACCUGCACCCUGUCUGUGAAAAGACUCCAAGACUGUGGACAGACUCAAAAGACUUCAGCAUAUUAGAGAGGAAGUGUCCUGAGUGCCUCCAGUAUGGACCAGAGUCUCUGCUAUUGGGAGCAGGUACCCCUCUGCUCAAGAGAGAGGGUACAAAGUACAAGAUAACCUGUGUUUUUUGCUGUGUGACCACAGAGAGGAUAUGAGAAAGGGGGAUGGAAAACCCAUCUCUGUGCUAGCAACACAGGUAUGUGAGUUGAGAGGAAGACCAAUCAUCAGAGGAAACUCAAGUAUAAAUGCAGCUCCAGUUUCAAGUGAGCAAGUCCUCAGACAGAAUAGAAGGUUUAGUGUUACUAAUAAUCCUCUUGAAAGGAUCUCUAGUUCAUAUUAAAAAGAAAAAGCAACAAAUACCAUGACCCAAGCUAGAGAGGCCCUGCCUCCAGCCAGGUGGAGGAAAGGGACAGUCAGAUCUAUUGGACUGUGUGGAUCCAAUGGCUUGGCACAUCAGACCCACAAGAACCUUAGUCUUUAGUUGACACAGGUGCACAGUGUACCCUGAUGUCAUCAAGAUAUGUGGGGGCAGAAUCCAUCUCUAUUUGUGAGGUGACAGGGGGAACUGGACAGCUGACUGUACUGGAAGCUGAAGUGACCCUGACUGGGAAUGAAUGGCAAAAACACUCCAUUGUGACUGGCCCAGAGGCCCUGUGCUUCCUUGGCAGAGAUUACCUCAGGAGAGGGUAUUUUAAGGACUCAAAAAGGACAUUGUUGGGCUUUUCCUUGGAAACAGAGGAAGUUAGACAGCUGAACACCUUGCCUGGUCUCUCAGGGGACCCUCCUGCUAUAACACCAUGCCAGCCAGGACUUUGUGACCCCCCAUCCAUGAGAUUCUAAAAAUGGAGUGGGGAGGAGAGUGUUCUUUUGAUUCUUCCAAUUUAGACUGCUUGUUAAAUGUCCUCCCUGGAGAAUUGGAAUUUCAACAAAUCCUUAGUGAUCUUGAUGAAAAAAUAAAGAAGAACUCUUCCAGCAUAGAGAAGUGUCUUAAGGACCUGCAAUCAGACGUAAAUGAAAUAAGUACUGAUGAAGUACUACAAAGCACAACUGACUGCAUUCAGUGGCUAAAUAACUGCAAUUUUAGUUCUCUCAGACCUUCUUCUACAGACCAUGGAGAGCUGCUGGAGUUCCUUAAGACCUUGCAAAGCUUGCUGAAGAAUGAGAAGAAUCAAGAAGAAAUGGUCCUUCACUUCCUUCUGGAUCUCUCUAGUCAGUGUGGUGUUUCAUUUCCCUGUACGGCAAGCGGGACGUCUUUUGAGUUAACAUCUUCCCUUCAUACCAUUCAGGAUGAUUCAGCUGUGGAUAUGAAAUCUCUUUGGGAUGAUGUGAGAUUGCAUCUUCGGCAAUUUUUAGUAAAGAGACUGCAAAGUCAAGAAGAAACAAACACUAAUGCUUUGCAACAACAAAUGGAGUUUAAAACACAGUGUGUGCAGCAGCUUUUGUUUCUUUAUCCCAAAUCAGAAGUCUUAUUGAAGUAUCAAAAUAUGCAGAAUAAACUGGUUAGUGAUCUUCUACAGAACUGUAUUUUGUCUAGUUGUGGUGAAACAAAUUUUGAUAAGGUGGUUCAUGGUUAUCAAAGUUCUAUACCCAGAUUGUGCGCAAUGAUAAAAGAGGAUUUGUAUAUACUAAGUGGAACUAUUGGUCCAUCUUCGUCAUUAAAGUUUAUUAAUGAAACUUACCUGGAUACCAUCACUGAAGAAAUGACUGUUCUUCUUGAAAGACUUUGUGAGCUGCAGUUCAAAGAAAAUGCUCUACACAUAGUUAAAGCAAACAAGAUUUCAAAGAAGCAUAGAGGAACAGUUCACACUGUAGCUUCCCAGGAAUACCACAGGAAAGGACGGAACUUCUGCUUAACCUUGUAUCAACUCAAAUGUCUUUCUCAACUUAUCAAACUCUUUUUAUUAAUGGAAGAAAAAGUUGAAGAGCUCUCUACAGAAAUUCUGCUGCUCCCUUCAUUUACAGAGAGGAAUAAGAAUGUUCAAGGAGUUCUGAAGAGAGCUAGUGGGGAGCUUUUAAUAGGAGAAACCAGAGCAAAUGAAACCAGCGUGCUUCCUGAACAGUUACUUCAGGUAGAAGAGCCUAUUUUAUUGAGUUUUGGCUGGAGAAAUGCGUUUAAAGACCUGUCUUCUUCUGUGGCUCACUGUAUAACAAUAGCAAUUGAGGAUUUUUCAUCUAAAAUUCUUCAACAUGAGCAGAAAGAAGAUUUUUCAGCUGCAGGCUGUGCAAUGAGUCUUGUAAACAACCAGCAAAUGAGGGAGUCCUGCAGAGCAGUCCAACAGGAGGAGCAACCAAAACUAAUUGCUAAGUUUUGUUCUGACAUCAUGGAAGAACUCGACACACUGCUUCCAUUGGCUCUGGCCUGUGGAGAUGAUUCUCUCCAAGAAAUUAGAACAAACUUUGUAGAGGCCUGCAGCAAAGUGGCAACAGCUGUUUUGGCAAGACUAGAGGAGAAAAGCAAAGACGUUCCUUUGAAGGCUCCCCUGCAAGACCUGCAUGCUGCCCUUUCCACAGCGAUAUAUGUCUUUCAGCAUUUUACAAUGUAUAGCAAUUUAAUGAGAGAAACAAGCAAAAGACCCCUGUUCCAAGUGCCUGUCCAAAAAUAUCAGGAAUUCAUCAACAUUCUCCAGUUUCAAAUUACAGACUACUGCAUCAGAGUUUGUGCUACAAGCAUUUUACAGGAUGCUGAGAGCCACUAUUGGGAUGACUACAAAGCUUUUUAUGAGGGGGAAAGAUGCUCAUUCUCUGUCCAGAUGUGGCAUUACUUCUGCUGUGCUCUUCAUCAUGAUCUAUGGACUAUUCUACCUCCAAAGACAGCCCAGGAGAUUCUUACAGAUGUACUAGAGCGAUCUCUGGAUAUUCUGUCCUCCAGAUAUUGUCAGGUGUGUCCGAGUUACAAAAGAACACCACAAAUCAGAAUUGAUAUUGCAGCAAUUUUGAUGUCCACUGAAGAUAUGCUCUGGUCGAUUUGUAGUUCUGUGAAGGAGUUUCUAAAUCCCCACAAAGACAGAGAUCUCAAGAUCUAUCAAAUACACAGCCACUGCAAUAGUCUGAUCUCUGUGCUGGCUAUUUUAACUUCACCCCUGAAGAAUUUGUAUGAGACAUUUCUGGAUAAUUCUGAUGAACAUCUUCCUCAAGAUUUUUCAGAAGUCUUUUAUCAUCCAUUACACUGGUUAUUUUGCAUACCAUCAUCCUGUUUUUUCCUUCUGAAGACUCCAUCAGCCAGAGAAAUGGCAGCCCAAGGUCUGCUGAAGCUGCUCCUAUCCCAGCCGUACUGUAAUUUGAACUUGCUUUUGGAAACAUUGCUACACCACGACUGUCUCUUAGUGAAAAUUUUGCUGAGAAGCUCAAGAAAUGAAGCAUUAAAUUGUGAUGAACAAAGUUCUCUCUUGGAACAGGAAAAUAACAAAGAGCCUACUCUGAUUGAAACAAUCUUCACAGUAUUGUCUUACUGCACUUUAUCACCCAAAUCUCUUGGCAUUGCUUUUGAGUCCUACAUGGAAAAAGAGCUGCUGUGGAACUGCUUAUACAAUAUGACAGUUUCCAGUUGUGGUAAGUCAGAGCCAGAAGUGAUCAGAUGCUUGAAGUUGACUUUGAUUAAUUCAGUCAAGGGUAUAGUGAAACAGAUAAUUUCUUUGAUGCAUUCAUGGGAGGCAGCAGAAAACUACGGAACAUACCAGCACAAGCAAAUAGUUCCUGAAAGUUUACUGAAAACUGUUCCGAAGGAUUGGAAUUAUACUCCUCGGGAAAUGAAGAGAAAAGAAUCCGGGAAAUGCUUCACAAGGCUUGCAGCUCAAGCAGUAUCUAUUGUAAUCAGCAAGUUACCUACAGUGAUUGCAUGUUUGCCUCCCCCAGUUAAAUACUUCUUUUUUCUGGCUGAGAGAAAAAUGUCAAGAAACUUUGCUGAAUUGAAGAAACCUGGUCUUCUUGUCUGGAACUUAAUUGUAAUUAUAUGUCAGAUAUUUGAGGAUGGAAAUACUGCAGAAUUUUUAACAGGUGCAACACUUGACAGAUGGAGCAAAGAAAAACUCAGUUUAGUUCGUGUGUGCUUAGAAAGUAUUAUGGGAAAACAGAAAAGUGGUCCUAAGCAAGUGACCCAGAAGAUUAUACAAAGCAUUGAACAGCAAAGACCAAACUGGAUUGAAAGCCAGUUGCUGAAGGCAAGAAAAUUGAGCAUAGACUGUGCCUCAGUCACAGUUAAAGGUGCAACGUUAGAGGAAGGAGGUAUUGCACUUGGAUUCACUGAGCAUAAUAUAAGCAUGAUGGUCCUGGAUAUCUGCCACAAACCAGGUGGUAAGGAGUACCUGAGGCAAAUUUAUCACAUCAUCCGGCUCAAUGAGGAGUAUUUGAAAGAGCAGCUGUGUUGUGAGAAUUCUUCUGAAGAUGGUGUUACCUCGAGUCAAUGCCUGCCUUUGACGCUGAAGGGCAGAGAAGAGCGGCCUGUCUUCAACCCUUUCCAGGUGUACAGACAAUCUUGUGCAAACAUAUUCAAUCAGUCAGCCAUUACUGAAUGGAACUGGGAUUGGUCAAGCUUGUUGCCAGGUUAUUUGGGAGUGAAUCAGAUGGCCUUCAGGGUGCUACUGACACACAGGUGGGAGAUGAAAGAAGAUGUAGAUCUUGAAGAUGAGGAGGACAUUAUGGUGGAACAUUUAAAAAAUGCUUAUUUGACACAAAGGACUCCUGUCUCAGAGGAUAAAGAAGAACAAUUACCUUGA